This is a messenger RNA of Saprolegnia diclina VS20, 957 nucleotides long. RefSeq lists its product as hypothetical. The transcript is spliced from 2 exons. Gene Ontology annotation, molecular function: zinc ion binding; metallocarboxypeptidase activity. The coding region runs from base 1 to 957 and encodes 318 amino acids. The record is from RefSeq and is a predicted model, not a curated record. Lineage: Eukaryota; Oomycota; Saprolegniomycetes; Saprolegniales; Saprolegniaceae. Gene Ontology annotation, biological process: proteolysis.
AUGGCCAACGCGCUGACGAGUGCGGACGUUGUCGCCAACGAGGCGUGCCAUCUGGCCCACGGCUUUGGCUCGUUGGCGACAGGCUCGCUCCGUGCGAGUGGUUUCUUCGAGUGCUUCCGCCCGCUCUCGCACAUGGACGCCUUCUUGUCGGCGCUCCAACUUCGUCAUCCCACGUUGCUGACCUCGUUUCCAGUGGGCUCUGCGACGAGCGGGCAGGCGAUACGUGCGUACAAGGUGCGGUCCGGCGGUCGACCAUCCCAGGCGCAGGCUGCAUCGACGCUCUACGUCCAAGCCACGCAGCAUGCGCGCGAGUGGAUUGCCGCUGCUACUGCUGUCUAUGUGAUUGCUGCACUCUUGGAUACGACGGGAUCGACGGGCCUCCCCUUUGAUGUGGUCGUCGUGCCCGUCGUCAACGUCGAUGGCUACACGGCGACGUGGACGACGGACCAGCGUUAUCGGCGCAAGAACCGCCGCGACGUAGACCUCAACCGCAACUGGCCCAACCCGUUCUGGUCGACGGCGGCCAGCGUGCAGCGCGACUCGGACACAUAUCCAGGCACCCAUGCGCUGAGCGAAAUGGAAACUUCGACACUAGCGGCGUACCUCAACUCGACGCAGUCGCAGCUAUUGGCCGUCGUUGAUGUACACUCGUACGCGGGCAUGGUGCUGCACCCGUAUGCAGACACGCGCACGGCGCCGCCGCCUGUCAUGCGUGCCUUGGCCAGUGCGGUGGCAAGCGCUAUGGGCAGCAACUACUCGAGUGGGCAGCGGCUCGACGACCAAGUGCUUGUCGGCACCUUUCGAGACUAUGGCUGGCGAACGCUCCGCAAGCCGUCGCUGACGAUCGAGAUUGCAGGCACCGACUUUGUCGUACCCGCGAGCACGAUCCGGCAUCAGGGGAAUGAGGUCGUCGCCGGGCUCUACGCGCUGGCCAAGGGUAUCGCCGCGGGUCCGUGA